GCGACGGUUGAAAUAGAAUAAUCCAAAAAGCAGCCAGCAAGCUAGCAAGAAAUCAAGAAAGCCAAUUCAGAAGCAAACAAUAUAUAGAUAUAUGUUCAACGCGGAAUACCAAUUGGAAAGUCCCGGGAAAAAGCAUCGUUUGUGAAGUGAAAUAAAUAAAUUAGUGACCAAAAGCAAGAUAUUGAGUUUUCACCCCAAAUAAAUCAGAUAAAGCAUAGAAGCCAUUUCUUGCUUAUCAAACUUAAACUGAAGUAAAAGUGAAAGGAUAUUGCGGCAUUUGGCGACGGCAUGAAUGAAAGCCCACCGCCGUAUAAGAUGAUUACACGAGCAGUGCUUUAUUGAUUUUUGCCUCGCAGUGAGACCGAGAACGAAACUUUCGUGAAACUGACUGUGAAAAUUUUGCAGACCGUCUAAGAGCGACGAAAAGCCGAAAAGGCAACAAAAAGCCAAAGGAAAAACCCUUUGAAUUCUUCUGCAAGUGCCAUUGCGAUCCAGGCGGCGUAGCCCCUGGAACUCCAUCAGCGGCCAUGAUCAUGGAAGGGCUUGAAACCCUGGUGGCGCCAACGCAUCACGCAUUCCUGCUCACCGAGACGGCCGCGGCCGCCCACUUCAAUGUGCUGAGCUUCGACACCUGUCUGUUCAAGACGAGCACGGCGGCCCAGAGCAGCGGCAGUCCGUCGACGGCCACCUACCUGAGUCCCGCCCAAUUCGGGGGCAGUCAUCACGGCGGCACCAGCGCCAGCACCAGCAGCCACUCCCUGAACUCCUCCUCGACCGCAUCCUCGUCGUCCACGUCGUCCUCGCUGCUCCACUACACCACCGCCUCGGCAGCCGCCGCAGCUGCAGCCGCCGCCGCCGCAUCCGCCAACAAUUCGGUGCUCCGUGCCCGCAACCAGACGGCCACGCCCACCCAGGGCGGCAGUCCGGGAAACGUGGCCGUUCAGCCGAGCGCCACCGCCAGCAGCGGACGCAGCUCGGCCUCCCAUCUCAGCCUGCUGAACACCAGUGGCCAGCACAGCCCCACCUCGUCGGCCGUCGAGCAGGUGGAGGCCCACAAGCAGCUGAUCGAGGCGCUGCCGGGCGACCUCAACACGCCGGUGACCACGUCCAGCGAUAUUCCCUCGUUCUUCGGCCCCAGCACCGUGGUGGAGCCACCGCCCAUUACUGGCUCCAUCGAAUCCGAGGAUCUGUCUCUGGAACCCCAGGUGAUAUCUGUGGCCAGUCCCGUGCUGUCGCAUUGCAGUCCGUUGAAAGAGGAGCGCAGCACUCCGCCAGCUUUGGCCAUUGUCAAGGAAGAAUCAAGUAAUAAUAGUUGUAAUAUGUACCCACAACACAACAACAACAACACCACAACAUCAUCAUCAUCAACAACAACAACAAGCGAAAGCAACAACAGCAACACCGAGUGCGUUGGCUCGCCAGGCAACCAAACACAAUCACACCAACAACAGCAACAACAACAACAGCUGCAACACAACAACACGAGCAGCAACAACAGCAAUUGCCACCACAGUCACCAACAGCAGCAGCAACAACAACAACACAUGAGCUCCCCGCAACAUCAAUACCAACAACACCAAAUAUUACACCAACAACAACAAUUGCCAAAUCACCACCAUCAUCAUCAUCACCACCACCACCAUCACAGUCAGCUACAACAACUCCAACAACAACAGCAACAACAACAACAGCAGCAACACCAACAACAGCCGCUACACCAACAACAGCAACUGCAACACCAGCAGCAGCAACAACACCACCAACAACACUAUCAGCAACAUGCCAUUCAACACCAGCAAUCACAACAGCAGGCUAGCAAAAUCUCAUAUCGCGGCAUUUUCACCACUACAGGCAACGCGAUGAACGCAGCAGCUGCCGCAGCAGCCGCAGCAGCCCAGCAGCAACACCAGCAACAGCAGCAGCAGCAACUUCCCUCCCCGCAACUGGGCGUCCUGGCCGGACCGAUGUCCCCGCCCUCAAAUAGUUUGGGCAACAGCUGGGGUCUUCCCAGUCCGGACAAGACCAUGUUCCAGCCGCCCCUGUUCAGCCUGCCCGCUCACUAUGCCACCAUGCAGCAGCAGCAACAGCAGCAGCAGCAACAACAGCAGCAGCAAGCGACCGGAGCUGCACCCUCGCCCUACGACGACGGACGAGCUGCAGCAGCAGCGGCGGCACAGCACGCCGAGCUCUUGGGUUUGACCAUGGACUGCACACCUCUGUUGCUCAAACAACCGCCACCAACUUACGCCGGAGCCUCCGCCGGAUUUCCGGGCCUGGGUGACCUGCACAGCAGCCACGAGCAGCAGUUGCAACAGCAGCAGUAUGUGCGAUCGCAGCCGAAAUACCAAUGGCUGGACUCACCAGCGGACUAUGCCCAGCAGCAGCAGCAAGUGCAGCAGGUGCAGCAGCAGCAACAACAGCAGACUCUGGUGCUGCCGGGACCCACUUCAUCCGCCAGUUCCAGCAAUGCCGCUCUCGGCGUUUUGAUACCCAAGCAGGAGAACUAUCCCGACAUGCAGCCCAGUUCGAAUGGCACGGGUUAUUCCGGAGGAUCCGGAGGCAGUUCUGCGGCAGCCGCAGCCGCCGCUGCAGCAGCCGCAGCAGUGCAACUGGCCGAGUACAGUCCAUCCACCAGCAAGGGACACGAGAUCCUGUCGCAGGUCUAUCAGCAGAGCACUGUGCCCUUGAAACUGGUGCCCGUGAAGCCGCGCAAGUAUCCCAAUCGCCCCAGCAAGACGCCCGUGCAUGAGCGACCCUACGCCUGUCCGGUGGAAAACUGCGACCGUAGGUUCUCCCGCUCCGACGAGCUCACCCGCCACAUACGCAUCCAUACGGGCCAGAAGCCCUUCCAGUGCCGCAUCUGCAUGCGCAGCUUCAGUCGCAGUGAUCACCUCACCACCCAUAUUCGCACCCACACCGGCGAGAAGCCCUUCAGCUGCGACAUUUGCGGCAGGAAGUUCGCGCGAUCCGAUGAGAAGAAGCGGCACGCCAAGGUGCACUUGAAGCAGCGCAUCAAGAAGGAGAAGGUGCGCGGCGAACAGCAGCAGCAACAGCAGCAGCAGCAGCAACAACAGCAGCAACAGCAGCAACAGCAGCAGCAGCAGCAACUGCAGCAGCAGCAGGAGCAGCAUCACCUGAGCCUGCAGCAGCAUCAGCAGUACCAGCAGCAUCACCUGCUGCACUCCGCCGACCUGGCCAUAGUCACCUCCAGUGCGAGCAUGUAGAGACUAGAGAACUCGGCAUCCAGCGAUGCCAAGGCCAAGACUCCAAAUCCAACUCCAACUGGAGCUCCAACGCAGAAAGUUAGUCUGGCCCUGGCCCUGGAUCUCGACGAGAGCGCCUUUCCCUUCGAGCUGACAUCCGACUACGGCACCCUGUCGCCGCUCACCAGUCCCAGGCAGUUCAACUACGUGUGGGUGGGCCAGGACUCCAGCCAGCCCUUCUUCUACAAGGACAGCAGCGUCCAGGAGAAGUAGAGCUCAAGAGGUCCAGUACGAGUCCAGCCAGGGGCAAUCCGUCGAGAGGAGUCAAUCGCUGAUGCUGAAUAAUCACUUAGUGUAUACUGAACUGUAGUCGUAGAAACGGGGUUGUGCUAUCAGCAAAAUCUAAGCAAGACAUUAAAUAGUAGAGAAGAUACAAUAUGCUACAGUUAGCCUAGAUAAUAUCACACAUCCAAGAUUGGUCAGGAUAGGAAAACAAGGAAUCUAAAAAUCAAGAAUUUAAGAAAUCGAGCAAGCAAAACAGAGUUACUAACCAUACAAAGCCUAACUAAAGCAAAUUGAUGAUUACUAACUAUAUUCGAUGUAAUUGAAAUGGGAAAAUAUUUAACUUAUGUCUCUAAUACUGUGAUCUCAUGUGUAAUAAUUAUUAAUUUUAAUUUCUUUACAUAACUGCAAGUAACCAGUAAUAAUUUUAAAAAUUAUAAUCCUUUCGCCUUUGCCUAGCUAAUGUUCAUUUUUUAAAAAUGCUAACACAAACAAAACACACAAACACUAAUUUAUUGCAUUUUAAAAUAAUUAUACAUAUAUAUCUAUUAUAAUUAUUAACUUAUUAUCUUAAAGGUUUAGAUUUAGGUUUUAACAUACAGAAUACACACAAACGAACACACAAAUCUUAGCAUAUCAUUUUUUCCUCUAAGCAUUAUAAAUUGCGUAAGUUCAAAACAAAAGUUACUUUUAAUCGAAAAUCGGAAUUUUCGUGUGCUAGAAACGAGAAACUUGUUAAACGGAAACGGAAACGGAAACGAAACUUAAAAUUGAAAAAUGCCCCCAGUGUACUUCCUUAAUUGAUUCGAAAUCAAAAUGGCAAAUGGAAAUGAGAUGUUAUUAUACAUUAUACAUAUAUCUUGAAUACGUUUAUGUU
Messenger RNA from Drosophila teissieri, 4362 nucleotides. RefSeq names its product AF4/FMR2 family member lilli (gene sr). NCBI's taxonomy places the organism in Eukaryota, Metazoa, Arthropoda, Insecta, Diptera, Drosophilidae. The transcript is spliced from 3 exons. The record is from RefSeq and is a predicted model, not a curated record. Gene Ontology annotation, biological process: regulation of transcription by RNA polymerase II. The coding region runs from base 528 to 3224 and encodes 898 amino acids. Gene Ontology annotation, molecular function: DNA-binding transcription factor activity, RNA polymerase II-specific; RNA polymerase II cis-regulatory region sequence-specific DNA binding.